GCCUGCCUGCCCGCCUAUUUGAGGGAAAGUAGCGGUUGGCGGGCGCUCAGUGCCGGACGCAGCGGAGCGGCAGCGGGCGAGCGGCCGCCGGUCGGUGCUCGCAGCCGGCGCGGCGCUGCUGCCCCCCUGCCGAGGACUUGCCGCGCUCGUUGCACGAGUGGCGGCGGGGGGAGCCGCCCCGUGGGGCCGCCUCUGCCCCUUCCCCGCCGCGCCGUUAAUGGAAACAUGGCGAUGGCGGCUCCGACCGGCAGCGCGGCGCCCGUCGCCCCGGCCCUCUGCGGCCACCUGGCCCUGCUGCUGCUCCUCGCCGCCCCCGCCGCCCACGGCUACAGCUUUCCCCAGCAGCACACUAUGCAGUACUGGGCCAGGAGGCUGGAGCAGGAGAUUGAUGGAGUGAUGAGGAUAUUUGGUGGAGUCCAGCAGCUCAGAGGGAUCUACAAUGACAAUAGAAACCUGUUUGAAGUCAAGGAGAACGUGCCCAGGAAAUUGGUGGAGAAGGUUGCAGGGGACAUCGAGAGCCUCUUGGCCAAGAAAGUCCGUGCUUUAAAGAGACUCGCCAAUGCAGCAGAGAAGUUCCAGAAGGCUCACCACUGGCAGGACAACAUCCGGGAGGAAGACAUUGAGUACUAUGACUCGAAGGCAGACACUGAAUACGUGAGUAGCGAAUAUGAUGAUCCUGAUGGAGAAGAGAUCGAGAGGGAAAAGUCCAACUCCUUGAAGCUGGAGUUCACCGAUGAUGACAACUUCAAGACCAAGGUUAACUAUUCAUAUGCUGCUGUGCAGAUCCCCACGGACAUCUACAAAGGCUCCACCGUCAUCCUCAACGAGCUAAACUGGACACAGGCACUGGAGGACGUCUUCAUCGAGAAUCGGAAGGAGGAUCCCUCCCUGCUCUGGCAGGUGUUUGGCAGUGCCACCGGCGUCACCCGCUACUACCCUGCCACUCCAUGGAGAGCCCCCAACAAGAUUGACCUCUAUGAUGUGCGCAGACGGCCCUGGUACAUCCAAGGUGCCUCCUCCCCAAAGGACAUGGUCAUCAUUGUGGACGUGAGCGGCAGUGUGAGUGGCCUCACCCUUAAGCUGAUGAAGACCUCUGUCUAUGAGAUGCUGGAUACCCUCUCAGAUGAUGACUAUGUCAACGUGGCCUCGUUCAACGAGAAGGCGAAGCCAGUGUCAUGUUUCAAGCACCUGGUGCAGGCCAACAUCCGAAACAAGAAGGUCUUUAAGGAGGAUGUGCAGGGGAUGGUGGCCAAGGGCACAACCGACUACAAGGCUGGCUUUGAGUAUGCCUUCGACCAGCUGCAGAAUUCCAACAUCACGCGUGCCAACUGCAACAAGAUGAUCAUGAUGUUCACUGACGGCGGUGAGGACCGGGUGCAGGACGUCUUUGAGAAGUACAACUGGCCCAACAAGACGGUGCGGGUCUUCACCUUUUCCGUCGGGCAGCACAACUAUGACGUGACCCCGCUGCAGUGGAUGGCCUGCGCCAACAAAGGUUACUACUUUGAAAUCCCCUCCAUCGGUGCCAUCCGCAUCAACACACAGGAGUACCUGGAUGUGCUGGGCAGACCCAUGGUCCUGGCAGGGAACCGAGCCAAGCAGGUUCAGUGGACCAAUGUCUACCAGGAUGCCCUGGGGCUGGGCCUGGUGGUGACGGGCACGCUGCCGGUGUUCAACCUCACGGAGGACAGCAGUGACAGGAAGAACCAGCUCAUCCUGGGCGUGAUGGGGAUCGACGUGGCUCUCAACGACAUCAAGAGGCUGACGCCACGAUACAACCUGGGGGCAAACGGUUACAUCUUUGCCAUCGACCUGAAUGGCUAUGUCCUGCUGCACCCCAACCUGCAGCCCCAGAUCAUCAAUUUCCGGGAGCCGGUGACACUGGACUUCCUGGAUGCUGAGCUGGAGGAUGAGAACAAGGAAGAGAUCCGGAGAAGCAUGAUUGAUGGGAACGAUGGGCAGAGGUUCAUCAAGACUCUGAUCAAGUCCCUGGAUGAGCAAUACAUUGAUGAGGUGUUCAGGACCUACACGUGGGCGCCGAUCAAAAGCACCAACUACAGCCUGGGGCUGGUUCUGCCUCCCUACAGCACCUACUAUAUCCAGGCCAACCUGAGUGACCAGAUCCUGCAAGUGAAGUUACCAAACAUCAAAAUGAAGGAUUUUGAAUACCUGCUGCCCAACAGCUUUGAGUCGGAGGGACAUGUGUUCAUUGCGCCCAGAGAGUAUUGCAAAGACCUCGACUUGUCGGAUAACAACACCGAGUUCCUGGAGAACUUUAUUGCCCUCAUGGAAAAGGUGACCCCAGACUCCAAGCAGUGCGACAACUUCCUCCUUCACAACCUGAUCCUGGAUACAGGCAUCACGCAGCAGCUGGUGGAGCGAGUCUGGAAGGACCAAGACCUCAACACGUACAGCCUGUUAGCUGUCUUCGCAGCCACCGACGGCGGCAUCACCCGCGUCUUUCCUAACAAGGCUGCAGAUGACUGGGAGGAGGAACCUGAGCCCUUUAAUGCCAGCUUCUACCGGAGAAGCCUGGAUAAUAAAGGCUACAUCUUCAAGCCACCUUACCGGGAUGCCAGCUACCAGGCACUGGACCUGGAGAACAACACCAUCGGGAUCCUGGUGAGCACUGCUGUUGAGCUCAGCAUCGGGGGCAAGACACUGAAGCCAGCAGUGGUGGGGGUGAAGCUAGACCUGGAGGCCUGGGCUGAGAAGUUCAAAGUGUUGGCAAGCAACCGGACCGACCGUGACCAGCUGGGCACCCGUCGGUGCGACCCCUCCACCAGCUGCGAGAUGGACUGUGAGGCCAACAACAAGGACCUCAUCUGUGUCCUCAUUGACGAUGGGGGCUUUCUGGUGCUCUCCAACCAGGAGGACCAUUGGUACCAGGUGGGCAAGUUCUUCAGUGAGGUGGAUGCCAACCUGAUGUCCGCCCUCUACAACAACUCCUUCUAUGCACGCAAAGAGUCCUACGACUUCCAGUCUGUCUGCGCCCCCGAGGCCCAGAGCAACACAGGCGCUGCGCCCCGCGGCGUCUUUGUGCCUACUGUGGCCGAUCUCCUGAACCUCGCCUGGUGGACUUCAGCUGCAGCCUGGUCCCUCUUCCAACAGUUCCUCUAUGGCCUCACCUACAGCAGCUGGUUCCAGACAGAGGAGGUGGCAGGGGACAGCAUGGAGGCCAGAGAGACGAGCUGCAUCAUGAAGCAGACACAGUACUACUUCAGCACUGUCAAUUCCACCUACAACGCCAUCAUCGACUGCGGCAACUGCUCCAGGCUCUUCCAUGCACAGAGGCUGGCCAACACCAACCUGCUUUUUGUGGUGGCUGACAAGCCCCUGUGCAGCCAGUGCGAGUCCAUCAAGCUGAUGCAAGCAGAGGUAAGAGCCCCCCCGAGGGACCCCAACCAGUGUGAACUGGUGGACAGACCUCGCUACCGGAAAGGCCCCCACAUCUGCUUUGACUACAAUGCAACAGAAGAUACCUCAGACUGCGGCCGAGGGGCGUCCUUCGCCCCCUCCCUGGGGGUCCUGCUCUCCCUGCAGCUGCUGCUUCUCUACUCCAGCACCAGCCGGCACCCUCUACCCCCGGCCGCCUGCCUUUAGCACCCUGCAGCCGCCCCCGCCAGCUGUCUUUUCUUUCAAGCUCCAUCUCCUUCCCUCUUCCCUGGCCCAGUGGAGUGGGAGCAACGUCCCCUUCACUGCCUUGGGGACCCCUGCAAUGCCACCCUGCUCCCUGCUGCCCGCAGCCAUAGAAGAGUUGGGAUGUGGGCAGGGGCCCCCUGGCAGAGCAGGGACCGAGUCGGUGCCCCAGCAUCGCGCCCUCCCGGCUGCUCAGACUUGGAACGUGGCACUGGCACCCUCCGCCCGUGAUGUCCCAUCCACCUCGCCUGUUUUUUUAGCCUGAAGAUUUUAAAGCAGAUCUUUCUACAUGGAGUUUCUGACACUUUCUUCUCCUGGAGACCGGCAGUGUUCAUUGUCAGCAAUGAAGACACGUUGGAGAAAAAGGAGGGAGGGGAAAGAAAAAAGGACUUGACUGUGCGGGUCAGUAUUACUUGUUCCAGCAGGUUCCAGGCCCCUGGGCAUGCAGGGCAGCUCCAGCAUUCCUGCAGGCUCAGGGCAGGGGCAGAGAGCAGCCAGCCGUGGCCUGCGCCAAGGCAGGAUGGAGCCCUGGUCCCUGCUUCGGGCUCAGCUGCUCUCCUGCAUUCUUGGGCACAGAUACUGGGAUCAAAAAGAGAGGGAGGGGAAAAUGUGUUUUGUUUCUUUUCUGUUACGCAGAUCACUGUGAAAUCCUGCCCGCCCCAGCCCCCUCCAGCCACACUUGCCCUGGCAGCCCUGCCAAAGAAACCAUGCUGGCCAGGGGAACGUGCUGCUUUUCUCUUCAAGCAGGUUGUGCCAUGUGCCCCACAGCGGGAUGUGCUCCACGGCCCCCAGUGGGAGAUGGAGCAUGUGGUGCCACAUGUCCCCAGAAAGGAUGUGCCAGGCCUCCAGGCCCUCCUUUGGGGCACAAUCAUGAGGGGUGCUGCCAGAGCAUAGCAAGGGGAGCUCACACCUGGGAUGUUACAGAGGUCCUGGAUGGGGGCAUCCAGUGCUGGGGGGUGAGAGGUGGCCCUGUACUGGGGCACCCCAAGGUGCUGGGGCACUCAGGUGGGGGUGUCAUCCCUGCAACCAAAAUACUGAGUGCUGAGGUGGACAUAGGAACUGGUCAGACCUGGAACAGCACUGUGCCCCACCACCACAGCCAGGAGAGAUGCCUCGGGGCUGCAGGGGCCCAGGACAGAGUGCAGGGUGCCCAACCAUGACACACCCUGGAGUGCAUCGGUGCAUGGUGCAGGGGUGGCCAUACCAACCUGCCAUGUCCCUCACUGCUCCCAGCAGUGCCAGGAGACACUACCCAGGCAGGCAGCCCUGGGGACCCUCAUCCCCUGGGGGGACCCUGAUUGGAGCCACCCUGUCAGCUGGGCCCAAGGGAGUCCUCUCAGCAAAUCUGCACCGGGGGGACUGGGGAGGGCACCAGGCGCUAAUUAGUGCUGGGGUUAAUUAAUGGUCAUUCUGCUUGUAGCUUUUUCGGUGUGUGUUUGGUUACUGUCUCUGGGACCGUGUUUGAACAGAUGGCUCUGUGUUACCGGGAGUGUGUGUACUUCUGUAGUCUAGUUAGGUGCUCUGCCAGAAAACCACCACUAUACAUACCUAUAAAUAUAUACAUAUAUAGUCUAUUUUAAGUUAAAAACCAAUGAGACAAGGGGGCAGCAUGGCCCUGGCCCAUCCCACCAGGGUUGUGUCCUGCCUUAUUCCCACCUGAAAGCUUCUCUCUGCUCAUGCAAAGGCAUUGGAUUUUUAAUUUGUUUUCUUUGUUUUUCUUUUCUUUGGGGUUUUUUGUUGUUGUUGCUCUGGUUGGUUUGUUUUUGUUUUGGUUUUGGUUUUGUUGGUUUUCUUUUUCUUUGUUUUUUCUUUUUGUACAGAAGAGUUGGAAAACUUAAAAAACCCAACAAAAAGACAAUUUGUAAGAUAUCGUGCGUGUGACUCCUUGUAAAAUAUUUUCAAAUGGUUUAUUACAGAGACUCAGUUAUUAAAUAAUGUUCAUAUUUUCACUUCA
Pogoniulus pusillus (Red-fronted tinkerbird) is the source of this 5593-nucleotide messenger RNA. RefSeq names its product calcium voltage-gated channel auxiliary subunit alpha2delta 2 (gene CACNA2D2). Gene Ontology annotation, cellular component: voltage-gated calcium channel complex. Gene Ontology annotation, molecular function: voltage-gated calcium channel activity. The record is from RefSeq and is a predicted model, not a curated record. The coding region runs from base 226 to 3603 and encodes 1125 amino acids. The transcript has 39 exons. Lineage: Eukaryota; Metazoa; Chordata; Aves; Piciformes; Lybiidae.